Acanthosepion pharaonis is the source of this 600-nucleotide messenger RNA. The record is from the annotation of a GenBank genome assembly. NCBI's taxonomy places the organism in Eukaryota, Metazoa, Mollusca, Cephalopoda, Sepiida, Sepiidae.
AUGUUUCCCUCUUUUUCCCUUUUGCUGUCUACCUGUCUUUUCUUUUUCGUCUCUUUUAACUUCUCUCUUUUUUCCUCCUUCCGUCUAUUUUUCUUUAUUCCUCUUUAUUUCUUCUCUCCUUUCUUUUCUAAUUGUUUAUUCUUUCUUUUCUUUUGUCAUUUUUUUCCUUUUCCCUCGCCUUUUUCUUCUUUCUAUUCUUUUGACCUAAUUUAUACUUUUUUUCUUGUUUUCUUAUUCCCUCUAUUUUACAUUUUCUUCUAUUUUCCUUUUUUUUUUUUUGGGAAUCUUUUCCUUUCUCCGUAUCUGUUUCUUUUUACUCGCCAUUUCUUUCUCAUUUACAAUACUUUUCUCUCUCUUUUUCUUUAUCUCCCAUCAUUUCUUUUCUCUUCUUUAUUUUCCCUUUCACUCUCUUUUCCGACAUUCAAUCCUUUCCAUCUUUUCCCUUCAAAGAUUAUUUGCCUUUUCCACUUAUUUUCAUUUUACUUGUUUUCACUUUUUCUUUAUUUCUUUCUUCUUUUUCUCUCUUUUUUUUUUAUUUUAACUCAAUUUCCUUUUAUCUUCAUCCCUAUCGAUUUCUUUUUGCUUCUCUUUUCCUUUUGA